AAGUGGGAGGCGGCCGAGGUGACAGCUGGCUGGAGAGGUGGAGCCAGGGAAUGGGUAGGGAGGGGGCGGGCCCGAGGGGCCGGAGCUCCCGGGCAGUUAGAGAUGCACUCCAGGAGCCUGAGUCUGUCUCCAGCACGCAACGGCCACCCUGCACCAUGAGCCGGCAGAGUAUCUCGCUCCGAUUCCCGCUGCUUCUCCUGCUGCUGUCGCCAUCCCCCGUCUUGCCAGCGGACCCCGGGGCGCCCGCGCCAGUGAACCCCUGCUGUUACUAUCCAUGCCAGCACCAGGGGAUCUGUGUUCGCUUCGGCCUUGACCGCUACCAAUGUGACUGCACCCGCACGGGCUAUUCUGGCCCCAACUGCACCAUCCCUGAGAUAUGGACCUGGCUCCGGACGACUUUGCGGCCCAGCCCGUCUUUCGUCCACUUUCUGCUGACGCACGGGCGCUGGCUGUGGGAUUUUGUCAAUGCCACCUUCAUCCGGGACAUGCUCAUGCGUCUGGUACUCACAGUGCGUUCCAACCUUAUCCCCAGCCCUCCCACCUACAACAUAGCACAUGACUACAUCAGCUGGGAGUCCUUCUCCAAUGUGAGUUAUUAUACUCGCAUUCUGCCCUCCGUGCCCCGAGACUGUCCCACGCCCAUGGGCACCAAAGGAGUCUUCCUCCCAAGACCUUCUUCCUCAUCCACUCCUGAUUGUCCGCAAACCUGGGGGUUUACUCAAUUUACAGCCAUCAGUUCAGCUUCAAGCACACAAAGGGCGAAAGAGACAUUAAUCCACCACUGCGGCUGCUUCAGUUCCCACCACAUGGUGUCGCUGUUGAGCACUGGUCCCGUGCAGCCCUGGAAGAAGCAGUUGCCAGACGCGGAGCUCCUGAGCCGUCGCUUCCUGCUCAGGAGGAAGUUCAUCCCCGACCCUCAAGGCACCAACCUCAUGUUUGCCUUCUUUGCCCAACACUUCACCCAUCAGUUCUUCAAAACUUCCGGCAAGAUGGGUCCUGGCUUCACCAAGGCGUUGGGCCACGGGGUAGACCUCGGCCACAUUUAUGGAGACAAUCUGGAACGUCAGUAUCAGCUGCGGCUCUUUAAGGAUGGGAAACUCAAGUACCAGAUGCUCAAUGGAGAGGUGUACCCGCCAUCGGUGGAAGAGGCUCCUGUGCUGAUGCACUACCCCCGGGGCAUCCCGCCCCAGAGCCAGAUGGCCGUGGGCCAGGAGGUGUUUGGGCUGCUUCCUGGGCUCAUGCUGUACGCCACGAUCUGGCUGCGUGAGCACAACCGUGUGUGUGACCUGCUGAAGGCUGAGCACCCCACCUGGGGCGACGAGCAGCUCUUCCAGACGGCCCGCCUCAUCCUCAUCGGGGAGACCAUCAAGAUUGUGAUAGAGGAGUACGUGCAGCAGCUGAGCGGCUACUUCCUGCAGCUCAAGUUCGACCCGGAGCUGCUGUUUGGGGCCCAAUUCCAGUACCGCAACCGCAUCGCCAUGGAGUUCAACCAGCUCUACCACUGGCACCCGCUCAUGCCCGACUCCUUCCGGGUGGGCCCCCAGGACUACAGCUACGAGCAGUUUCUGUUCAACACCUCCAUGCUGGUGGACUACGGGGUCGAGGCCCUGGUGGACGCCUUUUCUCGCCAGCCUGCAGGCCGGAUCGGUGGGGGUAGGAACAUAGACCACCACAUCCUGCACGUGGCCGUGGAUGUCAUCAAGGAAUCUCGGGAGCUGAGGCUGCAGCCCUUCAAUGAGUACCGCAAGAGGUUUGGCAUGAAGCCCUACAUCUCUUUCCAGGAACUCACAGGUGAGAAGGAGAUGGCAGCUGAGUUGGAGGAGCUGUAUGGAGACAUCGAUGCUUUGGAAUUCUACCCGGGGCUACUUCUUGAGAAGUGCCAUCCGAACUCCAUCUUUGGGGAGAGUAUGAUAGAAAUGGGGGCUCCUUUUUCCCUUAAGGGCCUCUUAGGGAACCCCAUCUGUUCUCCAGAAUACUGGAAGGCAAGCACAUUUGGUGGUGACGUGGGCUUCAACCUUGUCAAGACAGCCACGCUGAAGAAGCUGGUUUGCCUCAACACCAAGACUUGUCCCUACGUCUCCUUCCACGUGCCAGACCCCCAUUGGGAGGACAGGCCUGGGGUGGAGCGGCCACCCACAGAGCUCUGAAGGGGCCAGGCAGCAGCAUUCUGGAUGGUAGAGCUUCCUGCUUGCCGUUCCAGAAUGCCGAGGGGUGGAUUGUCUUUGAUGUUGGGUUUCUGAUUUGGUGUCGAGAGCAUCAGUGUGGACAUUUAGAACUCUAGGUCUCUCACCCAUGGUCUGGAAUACUGUGGUUCUUGUUUGUCAUUCUAGAAUGCUGAAUUCCUGGUGAACCAUUGAAAAUGUGAGGAGUGGUUAUCCCUUCAGCAUGCCAGAACACUGUGUUCCUGGGUGACCACCUAGAAGGCCAGAUUUCUAGUUGAUCCGGAAUUUAGGCAUUCUGAAAUAUGGGACUCCUGAUGGAAUCAUCUGGAAAGUGAGGGGGUUCUUAUUUUGCAUUCUAGUAUUCUUCGUGGCCCUCCAUAAUGUUGACUGGUUAUUCUGACUGGUUAUCCAGAAUGUUGUGCUCCUAGUUGCUGAUCCAGAACAGUGGCUGGCGUUCUAGAUCAGUCUUGAUCUGAAUGUCUAGAGUGUUGAGAAUUCAUUUUCCUGUUCAGUGAGACAGCCACGGAGCAGGAGGAUCUCAUGUCCUACAAGAACGCAUUGGAUCUGUGCCUACACGGAGGGGGCAAGGAAGUGGGGUGUUCGUCUUCUCAGUGGGACCCCAAAUGAGACCCUGGAUAUGGAGAGAACAGGUGGCUUUCUCCAGGCCAUUGGUUGGAAGCCACCCGAGCUCUGUCCUCAUCCAGGUCUCAACUCACGGCAGCUGUUUUUCAUGAAGUUAAUAAAAUGCUUUUUCCAAA
Bubalus bubalis (water buffalo) is the source of this 2920-nucleotide messenger RNA. It is a transcript of the gene PTGS1, whose product is annotated as prostaglandin-endoperoxide synthase 1. Gene Ontology annotation, cellular component: neuron projection; cytoplasm. The coding region runs from base 51 to 2147 and encodes 698 amino acids. The transcript has 12 exons. Lineage: Eukaryota; Metazoa; Chordata; Mammalia; Artiodactyla; Bovidae. The record is from RefSeq and is a predicted model, not a curated record. Gene Ontology annotation, biological process: cyclooxygenase pathway; response to oxidative stress. Gene Ontology annotation, molecular function: peroxidase activity; heme binding; oxidoreductase activity, acting on single donors with incorporation of molecular oxygen, incorporation of two atoms of oxygen.